Molecule: messenger RNA, 348 nt
Organism: Staurois parvus
Lineage: Eukaryota; Metazoa; Chordata; Amphibia; Anura; Ranidae
Source: the annotation of a GenBank genome assembly
UCAUGCUGCUGCCAGGUCCAGAGUCUCUCAUGGGUCCCUGUACGGCCUCCCAUUGCUGCUGUCUCCAUCGCCACACUCUGCCAUGUGCCACUUUCAGGUCUCCUCACACACUGCUGGUGUGUAGAAUUUUUUGACAUAGGGUGCUGGCAGAUUAUGGGCCUCCCAUAGCUGCUGCCAGGCCCCUAAUCUGCCAUGGGCCCCUAUAUACCGCCUCCUCAUGCUGCUGCCAGGUCCAGAGUCUCUCAUGGGUCCCUGUACGGCCUCCCAUUGCUGCUGUCUCCAUCGCCACACUCUGCCAUGUGCCACUUUCAGGUCUCCUCACACUGCUGGUGUGUAGAAUUUUUUGAC